Messenger RNA from Callithrix jacchus (white-tufted-ear marmoset), 6393 nucleotides. NCBI's taxonomy places the organism in Eukaryota, Metazoa, Chordata, Mammalia, Primates, Cebidae. The record is from RefSeq and is a predicted model, not a curated record.
GGGCCGGGGCCGGGGCCGGGGUCCGGGAGGGCGCCUGCGGGCCGCGCAGGGGGCGCCGAGUUCUCGGGAACGUGUCCCCUUCUCCCACGCCCCGAGCCCUCCACCAUCCGGGCGGCCGAGGCCGGGGCGCGGGAGGCGGGGCCGGGGCGGGUCCCGGCGCGGGCGGCGUGUCUGAGCAGGAGCCGUGAGCUGCCCGCCCCGGCCGCGCCCCGAGCGAGCCUUGGAAAUGUCCGCGCCGGGGGAGCCGACGGCGGCUGCCCCGCGGGCCCCGAGGAGACGCUGAAGGUCGCCGGGAGGGAGCGAGCGCGCGGUCACCUGACCCCCGGGGCGCACCUAGGUGGGGCGGGGCCCAUGCGCGGCGGAGGCCGGGGGCCGGGGCGCGGGGGCCGGGCGCGGAGCGGAGGCGGCGGCGGGGACAGCUGCAGGGACAGCAGCCGGGACGCGGGCCGGCGAGGGCGCGGACGGGCACCGCCGGCGGCCUCGUCAUGUCCCAGCCCGCGGGGAGGAGGCACUGCCGAAAGGCGGGUAUCCGCGCGGCCGUGGUGCUCAUCGGACUCCUGCACAAAUCCCGGAGGCAGAAUAAAGAGAAAAGGAAGCAGGAUCUGGCCAACAGCUCGGAUGUGACCCUCCCAGACCGGCCGCUGUCCCCUCCUCUCACUGCGCCUCCCACCAUUAAGUCGUCGGAGUUUUUCGAGAUGCUGGAGAAAAUGCAGGGGAUCAAGCUUGAAGACCAGAAGCCAGGACCCCAGAAGAACAAGGAUGACUACAUCCCGUACCCCAGCAUCGACGAGGUUGUGGAGAAGGGAGGCCCGUACCCUCAGGUCAUCCUGCCCCAGUUUGGGGGCUACUGGAUUGAGGACCCGGAGAAUGUGGGCACCCCAACAUCACUGGGCAGCAGCAUCUGUGAGGAGGAAGAGGACAACCUCAGCCCCAACACGUUUGGCUACAAGCUGGAGUGCAAGGGCGAAGCGAGGGCCUACCGCAGGCACUUCCUAGGGAAGGAUCAUCUAAACUUUUAUUGUACUGGCAGCAGCCUGGGGAACUUGAUCCUGUCCGUCAAGUGCGAGGAGGCAGAGGGGAUUGAGUACCUCCGGAUCAUUCUCAGGUCCAAGCUGAAGACGGUGCAUGAGCGGAUCCCCUUGGUUGGACUGAGCAAGCUUCCCAGUGUCCCUCAGAUUGCAAAGGCUUUCUGUGAUGAUGCGGUGGGACUGAAAUUCAACCCUGUCCUGUACCCCAAGGCUUCCCAGAUGAUUGUGUCCUAUGAUGAGCAUGAUGUCAACAACACAUUCAAAUUCGGAGUCAUUUACCAAAAAGCCAGGCAGACUCUGGAGGAGGAGCUGUUUGGGAACAAUGAGGAGAGCCCAGCUUUUAAGGAGUUCUUGGACCUGCUGGGGGACACGAUCAUGCUGCAGGACUUCAAAGGGUUCCGAGGAGGCCUGGAUGUGACCCACGGACAGACAGGGGUGGAAUCUGUGUACACGACAUUCCGGGACAGGGAGAUCAUGUUUCACGUUUCCACAAAGCUGCCAUUUACCGAGGGAGAUGCCCAGCAGCUCCAGAGGAAGAGACACAUUGGAAAUGACAUUGUGGCCAUCAUCUUCCAAGAAGAAAACACACCGUUUGUCCCAGACAUGAUAGCCUCUAAUUUCCUCCAUGCCUACAUUGUGGUGCAGGUUGAGGCUCCAGGCACAGAGACCCCAUCCUACAAGGAACAGUGGCUGGGGCCUGAGCCGGAGAUGCUCACAGGAGAAUUUUCUUUGUACUCUGGGAGGGGGAGGAAGAAGGAGGUCUCUGUCACUGCGCGGGAAGAUGUGCCCACCUUUGGCCCACCUCUGCCGAGUCCCCCUGUUUUCCAGAAGGGCGCAGAAUUCAGGGAGUUUCUUCUCACCAAGCUCACCAAUGCCGAGAAUGCCUGCUGCAAGUCAGACAAGUUUGCAAAGCUGGAGGACCGGACCAGGGCUGCCCUCCUGGACAACCUUCACGACGAGCUCCACGCCCACACGCAGACCAUGCUGGGACUGGGCCCAGAGGAGGACAAGUUUGAGAAUGGAGGCCACGGGGGAUUCCUGGAGUCUUUUAAGAGGGCCAUCCGUGUGCGCAGCCACUCCAUGGAGACCAUGGUGGGCGGCCAGAAGAAGUCACAUGGCGGAGGCAUCCCCGGCAGCCUCAGCGGUGGCAUCUCCCACAACAGCAUGGAGGUCACCAAGACCACCUUCUCGCAGCCUCCAGUGGUGGCAGCAACUGCGAAGAACCAGUCACGGAGUCCCAUCAAGCGGCGGUCGGGGCUCUUCCCCCGCCUGCACACGGGCUCGGAAGGCCAGGGGGACAGCCGGGCACGAUGUGACAGUGUAUCCAGCACGCCCAAGACCCCAGAUGGCGGACACUCUUCUCAGGAGAUAAAGUCUGAGACCUCAUCCAAUCCCAGCUCUCCGGAAAUCUGCCCCAACAAGGAGAAGCCCUUUAUGAAGUUGAAGGAGAAUGGCCGUGACAUCUCCCGCUCCUCCUCCAGCACCAGCAGUGUCAGCAGCACCGCUGGGGAGGGCGAGGCCAUGGAGGAGGGCGACAGUGGGAGCAGCCAGCCGUCCACGUCACCCUUCAAGCAAGAGGUGUUUGUCUACAGCCCAUCCACGAGCAGCGAGAGCCCCAGCCUGGGAGCAGCUGCUACCCCGAUCAUCAUGAGCCGGAGUCCCACAGAUGCCAAAAGCAGAAACUCCCCGAGAUCGAACCUGAAAUUCCGCUUUGACAAGCUCAGCCAUGCCAGCUCCGGUGCGGGUCACUAAUGUGAAGCAGGACUCCUUUACCUGUCCAAGGGAAGCCCUGUUCUGCCUGGAGAAGGCUCCUGUUCUAGCAGUUUGGGAGUGCCGAACAUGACCCCGACAGCCCCAGGCCCGCCGCCCCACCGACCACCUGCUCACAGACCAGCCAUCGAUCUGGGUGUCCCAGGUGGUCACAGCCCUGCCCGCGUCGCCACCGACAUGCCCUCCAAGUACCUCCUGUCUCUGGACGAGGCCUCCUUCCUCAAGUUCCUCCUUCCUGACCUCCCAGUGUGAUGUCCAGGUCCUUUGUCAUCUUGUUCAGCCUGGAGAGGAAAAGAGUUGGGCAGGGAGGAGGGGGGGAGUGGAGGGAGCUCGGCAGUGACUGGGAGCUGAUCCGCCUCAGAAACCACGUUUGGGGUUGGGGUAGAGCCCAGCGAGGGCCUUGGCCACAGGGCAGUGCCUUCCUGGACAGGGCGGGCUUUUCCACCAGGAACGCUCUUGGUGGUGGUGGCGUCAUGCUCCCAGGAGUCAAGACUCGGAGUGUCCUUGAGGCCAUCCUGAUAAAAGUCAGCACUAUUGCCCCUGUAUCUCUGGAUCUCCAAAAUGUCCAUCUUUGCUUCUGUGCUGAGUGUCUUUCCCAUCUGCUGAUGUAGGCCCGGGGCUGCCUCCCCGGCUGCCAGAGUACCGUGAGCAGGACUCCAGCCAGUUCAAGCUCAGAGACAGCUGGAUGGGCCGGGGCCAUGCCGCAUGCUUCCCAGAUGGUGGCGGGCACUUUGUGUCCUGCCCAGCUUCUCACAGGCCCCUGAUUAUGGCUACUGUGGGGGAAGCCCUGAGGCGGUCUCUUCCCCUUGAGCAGAUAUUUAUUCCACAAAGGGGCGGGGGAGACCAGGAGGGAGAAGGAAUUCAGGGAGAGCGAAGGAGCCGUGCUGGGAGGCUGCUGUGUUGGUUGAGAGCCAGGCCGGGGCCCAGGUCUCUGCUGGCAGGGGACGUUCCAGGAAGACCGUUUCCCCUCCCCACUUACACGAGGGGAGAGUGAGGUAGGGAAGGUUUGCAGGUUCUGAUGGGGUCCAUGUAGGGGGAAGGGGCCCAGUGUCCCUCAGCCGCAUAUGCCCCUGGAGUCUUGGGGGGCCCAGCAUGGCCUUGGGGCCUUUCCAGCUACUGUGACCUUCAGCUACUAUGUCUGGGGCUCAACCCGCAAUCCUAUUCCCCUCUCUGGCUGGGGUCUGAGGCAGCUGUCACAUCUGAAAGAUUCCUGCAACCUGUGCCCCAUCUGGAUGUGGUUCAGACCCCAUGACCCACAUGCUCAGCAGAGCUCCCUUGCUGGGGCAGCCAGCUCACCCCCAGGACAUCUCCCCGGCUUCUUCCUUCCGAGCGUGCAGGCCCUGGACUUCUCUGCUAGUGGGCCUGGGUUGGGGUUAAGGUGGGCAUCCUCCAGGUAAAGCAAGCCUGAAGAGCAGCUUUCAGUGCAGACGGGCUGUGGAGGGACGCUGGCUGGCCCUUGCUGCCUGCUGCCUCCUGGGAGGGCUUUGUCCCUGUCUCUGAGCUGGUAGGCAGGAUGGCUGGGUGGCCCCAGAGAAGCACAGACCUGAGAUGGAGCCUCUACCUCUGGUUUGCUUUUGGAGUGCUCUGAGCAGGACCCCAAAGGCCCCCUCUGGUCCUGUGUCACUGUCUCUAGAAGCUCCAUCCUGUGGCUCCAUCCCAGGCUGCCAGUGCUCAGAGGGAGGAGGAGAACGGGGAUUGGCCCAGUCUCCCCUCCCUCCUCUGGCCCAUGGGACAGGCAGCUUGGGUUCCUGGGGGUCUGCUUCCUCCAUGCUCCCCUACAUCUGCUCUGAUCAAAAAUGUCUUUUAUGCUACGCCCAGUCGUGGGGCUUGGAGAUUUGCUCAGACCUCACUGGCCCUUGCGACGAGGCUCAUUUAGAUGGUGCUCAGGAUGGUAUUUGAGGGAUUUCCACUGUGAUGUCCACGAGUGGGUGUUGUCCAGGACAUGUCUCUGGCUCUGGGAACUGCCUGACCCACUGAAUAAACUGCUUUCCAGGCACUGCGGGCCCAACCAUAUGCCUCCAGCUCAGUUGAUGCUUAAAACAGGUGCAGAAAAGCUAGAGAUAGAAGGUCUUAAUGGGAGUUUCUGUCUGUGCCAGUGAAUGUAAAGGUGUUUCUUGAAAAAUAGUCAGUGGUUCAGCUUUGUCAGCAUUAUCUCAACACCCAAGCCUCUGGCUUCUUUUAGUACCUCAGCCAGCAAUGUCACUGUCCAGAUGAGAAAUCUUAGCCCAAGUGAGGGGAAUGACAUGCUUGAGGUCACACAGCUGGCUGGUGGCAAAGCUGGGAUUAGAACCCUCAACCCAGGAUCCCUUCCUCUGCAUGACCUAUGUGCUUUCCCGGGGCCCUGGGUUUUGGGGAAGACAGUUAGCUAGUGGUUUGGCCCUGGCGUGCAGCUGAUCAGUCAAGGAUGCUGGUGAGGCCUCGGUUUCUGCUUGCUUUCAUCAGGAGGGAUAGUCUUGGAUUUUCCAGUGAGGACCCUCAGGCUUUGGAUGGAAGGAAAUGAGGAGGAAAGGCGAUUGGGUGAUGUUCCCUGGUGGGAUUGGUUCUUCAGCUCCAGUGUGUAAUGAGGGUGGAGGCCAGGGAGAAGAUGCUGCCUACUAGCCCACAGCCUCCCUUUUCCUGAAUUAGGAGGAAAAGUGGUCCAAGAAAACUCGUUAUUUUUCCACAAAGUUGGUCAAUAAAAACCUGGGUGAGCACCUGUCUCACUUUCCUCCCAGACCCUUGAAGGUGCCAGUGCAAACACUACCUUUCUCAUUGGUUUCUAAGUCAGUAGAGACAGCUCUGUUUUGAGCAGUCAGGGGUUCGAGUAGAUCUCAUGGCUACAGGCAGCCAGCAGGGACCAGGCCGGCCAGCCAUGCUCAAGACCCCUCGGCUCCCCUCAGUCUCCAGCUACCCGUCAUCAAGGCAAGGGAAGGCCAGUAAAGUUUGCCAAGGCUGAUCCUGCAGCCUGGCGGGGCUGGCUGGGGUAUUUUUUUACCAAGCUCUGUUUUACCACCAGCCCCUGUCCACCCUGAUCCCAUGUCUCCCUCCCUUCAGCUGAGCUAUGUGCUCCUUUGGAAGACCAGCCCCACCAGGGCCAAGGGAAGCAGAGCCCUGCUGAGUGGGGCCGUGGCUCUGUCCUGCACCUUACUGGCUCUGGAGAGGGGGGCAUUUGUCUGGAAGACUGGAAUUGAAUUGCCAUAGUCUUUGAUUUUGUGACGUUUUUGCUUGGACUCGUAAAUCACCCUUCCUGCCCCUUAGCAUGUGUGCGGCUCCUCCUUGUCAUGAGUGCUCCCCUUGGACGGUGCAGCUCGGGGCACACUGACAUAUGAGCGUGCAGAUUCCCCUGUGUGAAGAACCUUAGGUAGAACCUCAGGACGGUGGCUUGGAAGAGAUGCUUCACGGGAUGAUGACUUUCCUUUCUUUCCUCUUAGUGAGUGGGUGAUUCUAGGCCCCAACUGCCUAUGUCAUGUAAAUAAUGUACAUUUAAUUUAUUGCUAUGGUAGCACAUUGUAUUUGUUAAUGUACAAAAAAAAUUCUAAAAGGUUGACAGAUGUAUAUUUUGUUGCUUAAAUGUGUCUUUGCAGAAAUUGACAAUAAAUAACAUAUUUUGUGUCCA